This is a messenger RNA of Osmia lignaria (orchard mason bee), 3384 nucleotides long. Its product is annotated as slow border cells. The record is from RefSeq and is a predicted model, not a curated record. Gene Ontology annotation, molecular function: DNA-binding transcription factor activity, RNA polymerase II-specific; RNA polymerase II cis-regulatory region sequence-specific DNA binding. Gene Ontology annotation, biological process: regulation of transcription by RNA polymerase II; DNA-templated transcription. Lineage: Eukaryota; Metazoa; Arthropoda; Insecta; Hymenoptera; Megachilidae.
UGCGGGGAACGGGAACGGCUCGAGGGAAGCGCGAGCGCAAGCGCAAUGAGGCAUGGAGUUGCUCUCGGACGCACGCCACAUUGAAAGCUUGCGACAUGCUGCAAAGCCGCUCAGUCGUGCGCCAGCUCUCGUGAGGGUGGUAUCGUUGUUUCAUUUUCCGAGCAUUCCCCUUGUGGUGUAUCGUGAGAUCACGAAAAAGCCCGCGUAGGCGUGGUGAACGCGUUGAUCGGACCACGCGGUUUCGUCGAAUAAGAAAUCGUCUACCCUGUUUCGGAGGAUAGAUAACGUUAGCCGGGGUGCUUGUCGUCUUUGUCCUCGAAAAUUGGAAUAGUCGAGGGUCGCGUUUUGAUACUUGGACCAGUGUCAGAUCUCGGCCCGUCCGCACGGGAAAAUCCCCGUUUCACCGUUCGAGGUCGUUCUCGCGGUAAAGUUUCAGCCUGAACGUGUUUGGCUCUCCGUUACACUCGGGCAACGUGUUACCAAGUUUUGUUUCGGACUCGAAAGAGAAAGAAAUAAAAAAAAAUAACAAUAAUAGUAAUAACAAUCAUAAAGACGUUUGAUUCGUUGAAUCGGUAAGAAAGAGGUGAUAAUAGAAUUGUGGGAAGAUAUUAUCGUAUCUGUGAUGUGCGAGUGAGCUAUGGAUUCACCAGUCAUGUACGACUCAGCGGCCCAUCAGGCCCAGGCCCACCCUGCGGCCGAUCUGAAGAAAUCUCAGGUGCUCAACAACAACAACAAUCAUCAGAGCAACAACAACAACAACAAUACGGCUAACAACAACAAUUCGGCGCUGCAGGUGAAUCACAAUCACAACCAGCAGCAGGGCAGCGCGGUGGUGAGCAAGGUCUCGGCGAGCAAGGCUAGCCUUCACCAACAGUACGCGGAACACUGUGCCGCGGCCGGUGAGCUGACAGACCUGAACACGCCGGAGAUAUCGUUGGAUCUGCAACACCUGAUCGACGAUAGCCACUUCAACGACGGCCUAUUGGACAUGUUAGGGGCGAACAACGGAGCCGUGAAGCAUGUCAGAACGCCGGGUUAUCCGCGAACCACUUUAGCCUACAUGCCGCAGCCGGUGCACAGCGGGGCGAGUUACCACCAAGGCAGCAACAGUUGCAGCGACAGCAACAGCUCGAGUUCCGAAUCGCCUAGCAUCAAAGAGGAACCACUCGAUCCGGCGGAUUACCGUCGCCACUGUCCCCAAUACGCGCCAAGCGGAUACAGUCCGGUGACGAACGGUCCCUUUGCAAACGGUGCACCGACCUUCACCACCCUGACACCGUCCACCGUUCCCGGUGGUCAUCCGGGCGCGCCCGUUCACCAACCACCGCCCCGAGGCGGACCGAUGAAGCCGGUGAUGGCGCAUCAACAUCACGCGAACAACGCCGCAGCCGCGGCCAGGAAACAGACCAAGGCCAUCGACAAAGCGAGCGACGAGUACAGAAGACGACGCGAGAGGAACAACAUAGCGGUGAGGAAGAGCCGCGAGAAGGCGAAGGUGCGAUCGAGGGAGACCGAGGAGAAGGUGAAGCUACUUGUUAAGGAUAACGACCUGUUGAAAAAGAGGAUCGAAUUACUGACCGAGGAGCUGAACGUGCUAAGAUCGUUGUUCAGCAGCGUCGGCGUGGUGCCGGAACAACUGCACCGGGAAAUCUCCAGGCACCUCGACCAGUUCCAGCAACACGCGGUCGGACCCAUGUAGCGCAAAACGGCAUCGUCGUCGAGCGGUGAUGCGGUCGCAUCGCGCCGCCUCUGUUACGCCUUUCUCUCGUCCAACCACGUCGACCUUCGUUCCUCGCCUUUCAGGCCGAUACGAUUGUGAAGGAGAAUCGUUUUCCAAGCGACUUCCGCUUUUCGGAGGAGUGUUGUGCCUAAUGGUACCGGAACGGUAUCCUUUAGCAGAAACGAGCAAAAGAAAGGAUAACUCCGUGGACUUAGCCGUGGUCUUUGUCUGGUACCGCGUGCGGAGAAACGCGGGACGCACGUGCGUCGUGCUCGAGUACCAGAAGAGACGCGAUAAGAUUGGAAAACAGGGAGGAACGGAGGAGAAAUGGAGGGAGAAGGAAGGAGAGGCGUGACUCGUUUGAAGAAGAGACCACGUCGAUUUCCGGGGAAAGCUUUUCGGCAGCUGGGGAACUUGGUCGACAACUUCGUGUGGAAAAGUGCCUCUUGCUCAUGGCGAACUUGUUUUUAUACACCCGAGUGCAUCGGACACUUUCUUCUUUAAGAUACGCAGCGGAGUAUGAUUCGAGGGGAAAAGAAAAAGGAAAAAGAGAAUAGAAUUUCUUCGAUUCCCGCGUGUCCGCCAUGUCGCGGUUGCCCUUAUUUUUUUUUUGUAACUCCGGAAGGACAUCUCCGGAGGAUAGAUGAAAAUUAUUCGAUUUUCUUCGUUUCUUCUUCUCCUUUUUUUUCUUUCUAUCGUAUCCAAUUUUAUUCUUCUGAAAACAAAAAGUACGUAAAAGACUGUGGGGUGGUGGUACCGCGUGGUUCCGCUGGUUCGCCGCCUCAUUCGAUCGCGUAAUUCGCGACACGCGGACGCGUUGCAACUCCGAACAAAUCACGCAUCGAUGUGUACAUACAAGCGCAUUAAUCACGUACACGUACGUUCACACGUCUUAAGAGAAUAAUACUUGCGUAUACGCAAGAGAGAGGGAGGGAGAGACACAUGUAUACGUACCAAUACAGGGAACGCGGGAAUACGACGCUCGCAUAAGUAAUUUCGUUCGCAUAAAUCUUCGACGUUAUACAUUUUUGAUGCGCCUAUCCAUGAUCGUAUACGUGUGACGAGGAAAAACACGCGCCACAAAGGAACACAAACACAUACGACGAAAACACGCAGCAAACAGAGACACGACACAGAGACGAUAUAAUAUUGUAUGCGCGAUGUGUAACACGUGCAACCGCGUUGCGUUCAGAAUCGUUCUUUAAUUACGGACCGAUUUAAAUUAGAUUAUCUUUCUCAUUACCAUGUACCUAAAAAGGCAUAUACCGAGAUAACGUAAUUGCGAUCAGCAUCGAUGCGACGAUGCCACCCCAUCUCGAAUUCGUGCGUCUGUAUUUCUUUUUCUUCUUAACAGGGUGAGAGAAAGCAUCCGGAGAAAAAAAAAAAAAAUAAAAGAGAGAAGAAAAAGAAGGAACACACACCAUUACUCACGACCUUUGUAUUAUAGUUCUAUAUUUUAAUUUUAUUAUAUUCGAGAUAUAUAAUGUACAUAACAAAAAAAAAGCUAAUAUAUUUUGUUAGAGAAGCGAAAACGGAAUCGUGUUUUACGUGUGAGUGAGAGAGAAAUGGAACGAAUGAAAUAGCGCGAAUAAAAAAAAAGGAAAAAAAUAACAAUAAAUGUGUCGAAUGUGCGCGCGCGCGUGUGUGUGUUCAACGAAACGAUC